Rhipicephalus sanguineus (brown dog tick) is the source of this 516-nucleotide messenger RNA. Its product is annotated as histone H3. Gene Ontology annotation, molecular function: DNA binding; structural constituent of chromatin; protein heterodimerization activity. NCBI's taxonomy places the organism in Eukaryota, Metazoa, Arthropoda, Arachnida, Ixodida, Ixodidae. The transcript has a single exon. The record is from RefSeq and is a predicted model, not a curated record. Gene Ontology annotation, cellular component: nucleosome. The coding region runs from base 1 to 447 and encodes 148 amino acids.
AUGGCCCGACGAAGGGCGCCGCGUCUCCUCCCAUCUGACAACGGCACAAAGCAAACCGCGCGCAAGAGUACCGGUGGCAAGGCUCCGCGUAAGCAGCUUGCUACCAAGGCUGCUCGCAAGAGUGCCCCUGCCACAGGCGGGGUUAAGAAGCCUCAUAGAUAUCGCCCUGGUACCGUGGCCCUGCGUGAAAUUCGCCGUUACCAGAAAUCGACCGAACUUCUGAUCCGCAAGCUUCCCUUUCAGCGCCUGGUGAGAGAAAUCGCUCAGGACUUCAAGACGGACCUCCGUUUCCAGAGUUCUGCCGUGAUGGCCCUUCAGGAAGCUAGCGAGGCCUACCUGGUUGGCCUUUUCGAAGACACCAACCUGUGCGCCAUCCACGCCAAGCGCGUCACCAUCAUGCCAAAGGACAUCCAGCUGGCUCGGCGCAUUCGCGGAGAGCGCGCUUAAAGUUGGGCUGCUCCCUGCGCUUCGGUCGACAGGCAAGCGUCAACAAACGGUCCUUCUCAGGACCACCAA